AUGGCAUUCUUGGCAUCACUCGUUCUGGUCGCAUCUGUCCUUACACAACAGGCAGUUGCAGUCACCUCACAGCAGAUCCUAACCGACUUGUCAUCCACUCUUUCUAACGGAUCGGAAGUUAUCGCUACCACCGAUGCUUCUUACCCAACCGAUUUUACGCAACGUUGGAGCAUCUACUCUAAAGCUGAACCAGCUUACACCGUUGCUGCCAAACCUGCGACAGCGGGAGAUGUACAGAAGAUCUUGCAAUAUGCGUCCAAGAAUAAGGUCUCUCUCUUGGCAACAGGCGGUGGCCACGGUUACACUACCACUCUUGGUGGUCUAAAGAAUGCACUCAAUGUUGAUUUGAGUAACUUUAAGAAGGUUGAAGUUGACGCUUCCGCCAACACCAUGGUCAUUGGAGCGGCUACUACGUUUGCUGAUAUGUACGAUCCCCUGUAUGCGGCUGGCAAGAUGAUGCCAUCCGGUGGGUCUUCCACACCAAGUAUCAUUGGCGUCACCUUGGGUGGGGGUAUUGGACCCUUGACCGGCGAACACGGACUUCUAAUUGAUUCCUUACUCUCCGUGGAAAUGGUAACCGGAUCAGGCCAAAUUCUAACGGCGUCGGCUACUGAGAACUCCGACCUUUUCUGGGGCAUGCGAGGUGCAGGCGUCAACUUCGGCGUGGUCACAUCAGCGACCUAUCGCAUCUACGACACUAUCAACAAUGGCAUGGUUUACAACGCCGAUAUGUCGUUCGACGCGGAGAAGAACGCCACUAUCUUUCAAAUUCUGAAGACUUAUCAGGGAACUCAGGAUGACAAGCUUGCCAUAUCAAUCUCUUCUUCUCUGAGGAACAAUGUUCCGUCAAUCGAUCUUAGUGCGAUUUACUUCGGCAACAAAGAGCAGGGUGAUGCUGCUAUCAAGGCUUUCAUCGAUCAGAAGCCAAGGGCUAGCAACAUUACCGUUGUGCCCUACAACCAGCUGGUGUACGUUGCCAACUUCGGAGGCGACGUGUUCGCUCGCCAGAAGGGUGUCCGAGCCGACAUGUGGGGUUACCAACUCAACACCCUAACUGUGUCUACGCUGGUUGACACAUACACCAAAUAUAUCAAUUUUCUUCUCGCCAAUCCCGAUGUCAGUAAUGCUUUCUGGCUUCUGGAGAAAUUCGGCCUCGGCGUUACCGCGACUAUCAGCGACGAUUCUACCGCCUACGCUUGGCGCAAAUCAGUCUCUUACGGCUUCUUUGAGUUCAAUCUGCCCGAGGGCGUCACCGCUGCGCAGACAAACACAGUGGACACUUUCGUGAAGAAGCUUCGCAACGACAUGAUGACUGCAUGUGGAAACCCAGAGGGUAAUGUCUUUCCUAACUAUGCUCGUGGUAUUGAGAAGCCCGAGCAGGUAUAUGGCAAGGCGAAGCUGCCAAGGCUCCGAAUUCUCAAGAAGAAGUACGAUCCAAAGGGCUUGUUCAACCACUAUAACUCUUUUGCUUAA
Alternaria alternata is the source of this 1473-nucleotide messenger RNA. RefSeq names its product FAD-binding domain-containing protein. Bases 1 to 1473 code for a protein of 490 amino acids. Gene Ontology annotation, molecular function: FAD binding; oxidoreductase activity. The record is from RefSeq and is a predicted model, not a curated record. The transcript is spliced from 2 exons. Lineage: Eukaryota; Fungi; Ascomycota; Dothideomycetes; Pleosporales; Pleosporaceae.